Messenger RNA from Capsella rubella, 1195 nucleotides. RefSeq names its product protein PALE CRESS, chloroplastic. The record is from RefSeq and is a predicted model, not a curated record. The transcript is spliced from 6 exons. Gene Ontology annotation, biological process: leaf morphogenesis; leaf development; cellular response to light stimulus. Lineage: Eukaryota; Viridiplantae; Streptophyta; Magnoliopsida; Brassicales; Brassicaceae. Gene Ontology annotation, cellular component: chromoplast; etioplast; amyloplast. The coding region runs from base 46 to 1029 and encodes 327 amino acids.
UGUGUGUAGUAGGUAGAGUAGACGAAGAAGCUCUGAAACCCGAGUAUGGCGGCGACGUCGUUGGUGCUAACAUGCGCAUCUCCUCUGUUCACCGGUGGGCUUGUUUCUGCUGUGAAGACGCUGAAUACAGAGUCCUCGAUUUCUUGCUCCAAUUUGAGUUUGUUUCGUGUAAAUUCUCCUGCCGAUUUCUCAGCAAAAUUCCUAAGAAGAUGCUUGGGGGAAAAAGACGAAGUGCUUCUAGAAGGAAUGCCACCGGAGUAUUACGAUGAUGAAUGGCAAGCUCGACAGAGAGAGAAGACGAAAGAAUUGAGGCGGAUGCAGCGGGAGGAAGAAGAAGAAGAGGAGAGAAAGAUUGAAGAGUACCGUGAAAUUGGCACGAGGUUGAAAGAAUUUCCUGAGGAAGAGUUAAGGAAAGCUAGAAAGCUCGUCUCCAGCUUCAUCAGAGCUGCGGAGGAAGUAGAGGAGAGAAUUGAAGAAGCAGCCGAGAAAGGAGAACUUGACGAGCUUGUCCUCAUGAUUAUAUGGAACCGGCUUGACCUUGCUCGUCGCGAUGAUGAAAAGGACGCCGUUAGAAGUCUUGAUCUUUUGUAUAGAAGAGUCGAGACAGAGAUCUUAAAACGGCAAGCAAGUCCUGCGAUGAAACUGCUGAAUGAUCUUCUAAACAUGCAUGAUGGUUUUGAAGACGAUGCUUGGCUCAAGGACUGCAAAAAACGAAUGGCUGAGACCUUCCCACGAGAAGACCCCUUUAGCAUUCUGAUGCCACCCGGAUUCGACAUUGAUAUGCAUCAAGGACCGUUGCGACCACCCAUUGAGACUGAGACGGACAAUACCCUUCUGAGAGUAGACUUUGUAAGAGAAGUGGAUGCAUUGCUACAGGAAGUAAGAAUAGAGGAAGAUGCGGACGCUGGUGACAGAGGAGAAGGGCUUGAUCCUGAAGCUAUAGCACUUAAGUUUAAGCAGCAGGAGAAGCAGCGAACCAUUCGUCAAGUUGAAGCCAUUCUUGAUUUGGCCCUAAACUUGAGGUGGUAGGUACUACUAGUAGCCACUAGGUAGGUAACAGGAAUAUAUGUAUGCCAGAAUUAUUAUUCAUAGAUACUAGGUCACUCGAUAGAGGUGUUUUUGUUUAGAAAUGAAUGAAUCAAAAUAUCUGAUUUGUGAGAAAUACGACAUUUCUUCUAGAGUGUUGGGCCAAAAA